Pistacia vera is the source of this 1165-nucleotide messenger RNA. RefSeq names its product ubiquinol oxidase 2, mitochondrial-like. Gene Ontology annotation, cellular component: mitochondrion. Gene Ontology annotation, molecular function: alternative oxidase activity. Lineage: Eukaryota; Viridiplantae; Streptophyta; Magnoliopsida; Sapindales; Anacardiaceae. Gene Ontology annotation, biological process: alternative respiration. The record is from RefSeq and is a predicted model, not a curated record. The transcript has 4 exons. Bases 118 to 1089 code for a protein of 323 amino acids.
CAUACUAUAUAGAUAUAUACCAAUCUUCUACCUUCAAACUACAGAAAAAGAAAAAAAAAAAAAAAUCUUCCCUUCAAGUUUCAGAUUUUCCAAUUUUAUAUCUCAAAAGCUUUGAAAAUGAGUCAUCAUACUGCAGCAAAAUUAUCCAGGUCGAUUAUAUCUCAACUUGGUACUCGCGGCUUCUCAGUAAACAUUUCUGAAACCACCCAAACCUUUGCCAGACUGAGGCCUGCGUUCGCGAUUCGGAAUUUGAGUACUUCAGUUUCCCCCAAUGGCUCGCCAAAGGACGAGAAGAAUAACUCUAUCAGCUCUGAUAAGCAGAAUGAUAAGAUCAUUCCUAGCUAUUGGGGCGUGGCACCCGCUAAGCUGACUAAAGAAGACGGUUCAGCCUGGAAAUGGAACUGCUUCAGGCCCUGGGAGACCUACACGGCAGACGUCUCCAUUGAUGAAACAAGGCACCAUAAACCAGAAAACUUCAGGGAUAAAUUUGCUUAUUGGACUGUCCAGGCUCUCAAAUACCCGACUCAUUUAUUCUUUCAGAGGCGCCACAUGUGUCACGCAAUGUUACUAGAGACAGUGGCGGCAGUUCCUGGAAUGGUUGGAGGGAUGCUUUUGCAUUGCAAAUCGCUGAGGCGAUUCGAACACAGCGGAGGAUGGAUAAAAGCUCUACUCGAAGAAGCCGAAAACGAGCGAAUGCAUUUGAUGACAUUCAUAGACUUAGCGAAGCCUGCGUGGUAUGAACGUGCCCUUGUUUUUGCAGUCCAGGGAGUGUUUUUCAAUGCAUAUUUUCUGGCGUAUUUAGCUUCUCCAAAGCUCGCUCACCGCAUAGUGGGCUACUUGGAAGAAGAAGCAGUUAUAUCUUACAGUGAAUUCCUCAAGGAUUUGGACAAUGGUAGCUUUGAAAAUGUCCCCGCUCCUGCAAUCGCCAUUGAUUAUUGGCGUUUGCCUCCGGAUUCAACUCUCCGAGAUGUUGUUGUGGUCAUCAGAGCCGAUGAGGCUCAUCACCGCGACCUUAACCACUAUGCAUCGGAUAUUCAAUGUCAAGGACAUGAGCUCAAGGACGCACCAGCUCCGAUUGGAUAUCAUUAAAUUGAUCCAAAUGCUCAAGGACUAUUUAUCAUGUAAAAAUUCUUAUGUUAUGAAUGAAGUUUUGUGUUUUAAUUAA